Messenger RNA from Ostertagia ostertagi, 1938 nucleotides. The record is from the annotation of a GenBank genome assembly. Lineage: Eukaryota; Metazoa; Nematoda; Chromadorea; Rhabditida; Trichostrongylidae.
GUUUCGCUGCUCGCUCAAAGCACUGCAACGUCAAGGCGUAUUCAUCUUUGUUGGUCGGACAAGACAUCGACCGUCAUAUUAUUGUCCUGCCUAGUGAAGCAUGGUGUUCUUACACUGGCUGAGGCAAAAGACACCUACAAGGAUGUGCAUGUCGGCGUAAAGUACAUUUGUAAUAUACACUAUGUCAAGGCGGUCCUGUACAUUGUUGGGGAGAUCGAGCGGAUGUGGCACAGCUUACCGGCGGACUUUUCACCGGAUGUUAUCGAUGAUGUUCCAGUAGACGUCAUCCAGAACAUAGCUGCGCAUCUUCAAGAUGCCGCUUAUUCCUUGGAUGUGACCGUUCAGGAUGCUCUUGGCUUGCAGCCAAAAAAUGUAGUCGCUUUUUUCAAAGGAUGCAUGACGAGAUAUAGCUACGACGUAUUACGGUGCAGGUUCUCACUUUUGGACGCAAACUAUGUAAAUGACGACUCCGACGAUGAAGAUAUGCUGGGUUUGUCACAUCCUCAACAGGACUCUUCCUUAAGUACUGCCGACAAACUUCAAGGGCCUGAAUGCUCAGGUGAGGAAGGUGAUAUUGUGGAAAUAUCUGCCGAAGGGACGGAAGAAGAUUCUCUGACCGCGGGAAGAACGGAAAUAACUAUUUCGUCGCCCGACGAUCCUCAGACAAGUGCAGCAUUAGUAGACAACGAACGGUCGACUGAGCGUUAUUGUUUAUUGUGCGAAUUUUGUCGACACGAAAGAAAUUUACGGGCAACAUCGAAAUAUCCUGUGCAGAAUCUGAUACUUAUUGGGGCACUGUUUAUGGGUAACAAAAUCAAUAUGGACACUGCUCGCCGUAUUUAUAAUGAUACCCGCUCUAAACGUGUGCGGAUUUGCAAAGAUCAUUUUGUUGAAGCCAAAGAUGUGGAGCUGAAUGAAAUUGAAAUAACUCGGUUUUACAAUGAUUGUAUGGCGAAGUACCACAGUGAAGAUCCUCCAAAAUUAUAUGAAAGUGAUGCGAUAUCUAGUUCAUCAGCUGGUCAAUCUGAAGAUCCCGAAGAGGUCGCCAUAGAUGAUGAAUCAGGGUCUAGUCGUAAACGGAAACUUCCAAGUGUGAACUCGUCCGAUGUCAUUGAUAAGAAAAUGAAACGCCAGAAAGAUCAUUUCUGUGCGGCAACAUUUCUUUACUGUGAAGUGCAGCAGAACGGAGAAAAUCUAUCCGACAGAGAUUUCGCUUCCCUCAGCGCCCUCACGAAGUACGGUUUGUGUGAACGGAUACAAAUGUACUGUGACCUAGUCGGCAAUGGAUUUGAUAUUAAAUGUAUGACGAUUUAUCAUGUUUCUUCAAUGAUUGUCAAACAAGGUACGAACAUUGUGCAGCACGCUGAAGCACAAAGUGCAAUACAAAGUAGGGAACAGAGGAAGCAGGCAACUGUUGCGUCAGUGAUUGAUGAAGUAGUUGCUCAAACUUCUAUGGACAGUGCCAUUCGAGAAUCCGUCGUUCCGGUCCAACCAGUGGCUAGGGACUACAAUGUGAUGCCUGAUAAAGCCGAAUGUUCGAUGUCAUAUGGCGAGUCUGAGCCGCUGCAAAGAGGUGGUUUUUGGUCGAGAGGAGAAGUGGACUUUGUCGAUUCAUCGGAUAGGCGUAGAAGAUUGGAGUUGUACCGGAGAGCACCCUUGAUAAGCCGGAAUAGAAAGCAGUUUUGUGGGCUCUGCUAUCAAAAUCGAUGUGUGUCCAACUUUCGGAAGGCCAUGUCAACGUCAAAUAGAAGUCUGGCUAUACUACUAUCGUUGUUGCUAAAACAAGACUUGAUUCCUGUCAAAGUGGCAAAGCAUGCGUACAAAAACCGUUCUGCUUUAUUCAUCUGCCAUGAGCACUUUAUCCAGGCGGGCGCGUCUAUCAUGGCUGACAUUGAGGAUAAAUUUGGCAAACUCGAUGGGGACGCUGUGCCGCAAUAA